Molecule: messenger RNA, 483 nt
Organism: Pocillopora meandrina
Lineage: Eukaryota; Metazoa; Cnidaria; Anthozoa; Scleractinia; Pocilloporidae
Source: the annotation of a GenBank genome assembly
AUGGAUCUUCUAAAAGCUAAAGAUGAACUUGCUCUUUUGAAAUCAGUCCUUGAAGACAUGAGCACUGACAUUGAUAACAGACAUCAUAAUCUCUACCAGGAAGCAGUGACCAUUGCAAGACAAGUAGCAGUCCAGCCAGAAAUGCCAAGGAUAGCCCAGAGACAAAUGCAUAGAAAUAAUGCUCCUGCUGCAACUCCUGAGGGGUAUUUCAAGAUCAAUCUCACUAGAGUUUUUCUUGACCAUGUACUCCAGCAGCUCAACAUCAGAUUCCAGGAUGAUGUAUUUGUUUGCUAUAAAGGUAUUUCGAUUAUUCCCUCUGUUUUACUAGCUACUGACCCUGCCUGGAAGGCCAAUGUUUUGGAAUUUUGUAACCAUUACAGACAGGACAUACCAAAUUAUGCAGGAUUACAGGCAGAGCUUUUGUUAUGGGAGAGAUUGUGGAAGGGGAGGGAUAACAGAGGAGAUGUUACAUCAAAAAUUUAA